CACCAUGCAAAAAGAUAAGAUAAAGGCCAUAUAAAAAUAACAGAGAUGCGCAUCCAUCCCUCACUGUCAGCUGCACAUAUAGUAUCAGCCGCCUCCAGCUACAAGAGUGGAUUUGCGAGGACGACUGGCUGUCUCUUCAUCCAAGCAUCACCUGUCAAGAUGUCUCCUAAAUUACGGUGCGCCCCCAAUGACCUGCACACAUCCAGAGAGGCAGGGACGCUCAGCCGGUUUUCUGUUCGCAGCCCAAUGAAGGAAGCUGGAGACACUUCAAAUGACUCCGGUGAAAAUUUGCCUCGAAAACCACUGACUAUUAUCAGAGGGGAAGCCUUCUCAAUGGAAAAUCUAAAACACAAAACCAGACGUGAGAAGUGUGGACAGCGGGGCAGGCGCAGGAUGAAGGCAAACGACAGGGAGCGCCACCGGAUGCACAACCUGAACUCCGCUCUGGACGCGCUGAGGAGCAUCCUGCCGGCACUGCCCGAAGACGCGAAGCUGACAAAAAUCGAAACUCUGCGCUUUGCCCACAACUACAUCUGGGCUCUGACCGAGACUCUGCGCAUGGCCGACCAACACGGACACACUCCGGAUUACGUACCUGUGGGAUCAGAUCUCAGCAGCCCAGCGAGUGUUCUGUCUGCGGAGUGGGACUCGGCAUCACCUGCAGAGUCUGGUUAUAUGACUUCAGCUGACUUUGACCCAAGAAACUGUUACACACGCGCUCAUGAAAUGAACUGUAAGAUUUUAUCAAGCGGCCAAUCCAGUGUUAUCCCCGUUACCAUUUAUUUCAAGUCAUUCUGUGGUGAAAGUGAUCUCAAAAACACUUGGCACCGUUGACUUUUCUUGACUUCCAUCUUUUUGUGACGAACUCGCAAUGGCUGCCCAUAACUCACAGAAAACACAAAAGUGCUGCCGCUCUCUAUGAGGUGAAAAACUUUUAGGCAUGUUGCACUUUCAGACGCAGUGAUCAGUGAUGUCAGAGCAGGUGUCAUCGAUUGGGAUCCUAAUUUGCCAUGAAACACACGUGCCCAUACAGAGCAGAGCAGCAUUUUCUGCCUUCAGUGUAAAUAUAUUCUUUAAAAGCACUUAAACAGAGUCACAAAACUGAAUCUGUUCAAAAUGACUGCAUAAGAGGUACUUUCGAAAGUAACUAACUUCUUUGUUUUAGAAAAUGAUUUCAUGACUGUUUCACUCUGUUUUUGCAAAGCAAUGUUAAACAGUUUUGAUGAAAGACCAUGAAGCACAAUCAAUGAUUUAGGAAAACAGAACUGGUUCAAAGAUAACAUUUAUUUGGUAGACAUAUUCAAAUGUGGUUUUGCUGCAUAAAAGCAAGUCUAUUUAUUUAAUAAAACUGUAGAAAACGUG
Messenger RNA from Micropterus dolomieu (smallmouth bass), 1362 nucleotides. RefSeq names its product neurogenin 3 (gene neurog3). The record is from RefSeq and is a predicted model, not a curated record. NCBI's taxonomy places the organism in Eukaryota, Metazoa, Chordata, Actinopteri, Centrarchiformes, Centrarchidae. The coding region runs from base 46 to 834 and encodes 262 amino acids. Gene Ontology annotation, molecular function: protein dimerization activity. The transcript is spliced from 2 exons.